Molecule: messenger RNA, 475 nt
Organism: Xyrichtys novacula (pearly razorfish)
Lineage: Eukaryota; Metazoa; Chordata; Actinopteri; Labriformes; Labridae
Source: the annotation of a GenBank genome assembly
AUGCAAAGGUAAGACUCUAAAAAGGGUCCAUUAUCCCUAAAAAAUAUCAAGAAAUAAAGGUUCCUGGUGUAAGACGCUACUCAGGGUUUCCAAAGCCCUGACAGAUGCCAAAGUUCCUCCUCAGGGUCAAAAGGAUCCAUUAUCCCUGUCCUGGGAAUCCAAGGUACCAGUGCAAGAUGAUCUUCUGGGUUCAAAAAGUCCAACCAGGUUAAAGGAGUUCCUUGGACUGCUGUUUGUAUCAGAUGAAGAGGACAGUGUCAGCAGGACAAUCAGCACAGGAGAAACCAAUAGGAGCAAGAGGGUAAAUCGGAGAGAGAAGAAGAAGAGGAAUCAGGAGGAGCAGGGGUACAAACAGGAGGGGAAGCAGGAUGAGGAGGAGCAGAGCUAUAAGCAGGAAGAGGAACAAGGGGGUAAGAGUAAAUACAGGGUGGUUGGAAAGGAGGAGCAUCAGCAUGAUGAUCAGUCAAAGGCAUAG